AUGGCCGCUGAACCAAUGGAAGUCUGCGAACCCAUGAACAAGGAGGAAGCAAAGGCAAAAACGGAAACCAAAGAUGGUGCUAAAAUAGUGGACAUUGACGUCGUAACUAUUGAUGAUAUCAAAGAACAAUGUCGUUUCAUCGAAAGGGGAGAACUGGCCAAGGAGUCUCGCUAUUUGGCUCGCGUUCUGCGAUCGAUCGUCACCACUCGUAAGAACAUCAACGAAAACGUGCUGACCAAACUGAUCACUUUCUACUUUGCUGGUUCUGCUAUGGCCAAACAGAGAGAAGAACUUUUGUCGUAUGUCAGGAGUCCGUCCGCUGCACUGAAAACCGACAGUGACAAGAUGGACACAUCACCGGUAGCAUCCAGACCGCGGUCGCCAAGGCAACCAAGAAAAUUUCUACAAUCUGUGAUGCAGCAAACGCUGCCUGAGAUCGAAGCAUACAUAACGUUGCUGGUGGUGAUUUUUCUGAUGGAUCGAAAGCGAUUAACAGAGGCUGAAAAAUGUGCGAAUGAGCUGGUGAAGCGCGUAGAAAUGCAGAAUCGUCGUUCUCUAGAUCCAUUGUCAGCGAAGGCCCAUUAUUUUUAUUCGCUCAUCAAUGAAAAGCUUGGCAACCUGCCUUUUAUCGUAGAGAACUUGCAUUGUCGCCUUCGAACAGCCACUUUGCACCACGACGACGAUUCCCAGGCGACAUUGAUCAAUUGCCUGCUUCGUUGCUACCUCGAUCAGCAGCUUUAUGAGUUUGCUCAAAAGCUGAUCACCAAAGUUACAUUUCCUGACAAUGCGACGAACAACGAAUGGGCGAGAUAUCAUUAUUAUCUGGGUAGAGUAAAAGCUAUGCAGUUGGAGUACAUCGACGCCCAAAAAAACCUGCAGCAGGCAUUAAGGAAGGCACCGCAGCACGCGGCGCUCAGCUUUCGUCAAAACGUGCAAAAGUUCCUCGUCACUGUUGAUCUGUUACUUGGGGAGAUUCCAGAGCGGUCGCUUUUCAGACAAGCAAUCUACCGAAAGUCAUUGCAGCCAUACUGUCAGCUUACCCAAGCCGUUCGCAUCGGAAGCGUGGAGAAGUUCAAUGAAGUACUGGAAAACAACGCCGCCAGGUUCCGAAAGGAAGGUACCUCAACGUUGAUCCUGCGUUUGCGACAAAACGUUUUGAAAAAUGCUACUCGAAAAAUUGCCCUAGCAUACAGUCGGAUUUCUCUCGCUGACGUACAGAACAAGCUGCAAGUAUCGAGCGUUGACGAUGCCGAAUACGUCAUAUCCAAGGCAAUAAAAGACAACGUAAUCGAGGCAAGCAUUAAUCACGAAGAAAGCUAUAUGCAGUCAAAAGAGAUCGCCGAUAUUUACUCGACGGUUGAGCCUCAGCUUCAAUACCACAAUCGUAUCUUGUUCUGUCUGGAAAUCUACAAUCAGGCUGUGAAAGCCAUGCGAUUUCCGCCCAAAUCGUACGCGAAAGACAUCGAAUCCGCUGAGGUACGCAAUGCAUUGCAAUGUCCGUUCCCUGCUUUAAGACUGAAGACAUUAUGCACAAUUUCGUGCCAUUUCUGA
This is a messenger RNA of Soboliphyme baturini, 1551 nucleotides long. NCBI's taxonomy places the organism in Eukaryota, Metazoa, Nematoda, Enoplea, Dioctophymatida, Soboliphymatidae. The record is from the annotation of a GenBank genome assembly.